AAAUCACCACGCAAACCGUUGCUGCACGGCCAGUCCUCUUUUAGCCAGGUAUACGGGCGGAACGUACAGUUUGCACAGUUCAAGUGAUGGAUUACUACUACAGUCUUGUUUCACCGCCCUGCCAGAGUGCAAUACUGGUGGCGAAGAAGCUUGGAAUUACGCUAAAUCUGAAGAAAACCAACAUUCACGAUCCGGUGGAAAAGGAUGCACUUACCAAGCUUAAUCCCCAACACACCAUUCCGACGCUGGUGGAUAACGGCCAUGUUGUGUGGGAAUCGUACGCGAUCGUAACAUAUCUGGUGGAUGCGUACGCGAAGGAUGAUGCACUCUACCCAAAGGAUCCGAAAGUGCGUUCCCUCGUAAACCAGCGUCUGUUCUUCGACAUUGGCACGUUCUACAGGCAGAUCAUCGAUAUUAUCCAUCUGGUGAUGAAGAAGGAACAACCCACCGACGAGCAGAUGGAAAAGUUGAAGAAAGCCAUUGGUCUGUUGGAACACUUCGUUACCGAACGAUCGUACGCUGCAGCAGAUCAUCUGACGGUGGCGGACAUCUGCUUGCUGGGCAGUGCGACCGCACUCAACUGGUUGAAGUACGAUCUGGAACCUUUCCCACAUGUGAAGGCGUGGAUUGCACGGGUAACUGCGGAAAUCCCUGGCUAUGCCGACUUCCGGAAGGAGGCUGAGGAAGCCAUCAAAGCGUACGUCGCCAAUCGAAAGUGAGAACUGAUUGAUGCGAUCGGGGUUUGUUUUGUGAGCUUUAGUGUAGUUUGUUGUGUGGUAAAAUAUAUGUCAGUAUGAAUAACGUUUAAUGUGAAGCUUGUAAAGUAAAAAACAUGUGUGCUUUUGAAUAAAUGGAUUCGGAAGAAUUGAA
This is a messenger RNA of Anopheles funestus (African malaria mosquito), 870 nucleotides long. Its product is annotated as glutathione S-transferase D5-like. Gene Ontology annotation, molecular function: glutathione transferase activity. The record is from RefSeq and is a predicted model, not a curated record. The coding region runs from base 87 to 719 and encodes 210 amino acids. The transcript is spliced from 2 exons. Gene Ontology annotation, biological process: glutathione metabolic process. NCBI's taxonomy places the organism in Eukaryota, Metazoa, Arthropoda, Insecta, Diptera, Culicidae.